AUGCCACCGAGACCACGAACUACCCGCGCUGGACCCAUCUUUCGCGUGCGAACUGGGUGCUUAACGUGCCGAGGCCGAAAGAAAAAGUGCGACGAGACGAAGCCGUGCUGUCGUGGCUGCCAACGCAACGGGUUCGAUUGUCAAUGGCCGGCCCCAGCGACGGCCCGUAGCAGUCAUCCGGCCCCGGAUCGGGCAGCCUCUUCGUCCGGUGCCGCGCGGCAAAGACCCGGCACUGCUGCUGCUGCUGCUCGGUCCUCCAAAUCACCCGAAGCGAACAUGGCUGUUGCCUCAGUGCCACAAUCAGCGUUCCCGUCCGAGGAGCUGCCGUCGAUAUCAAGUUCCCAGCCAACGUCACAUGCUACUAACGGGUUUCAACAGGACGACAUCCUCGAGCCUCUUGCCGCCCACGAGAGCCCUGUUGAUUUCGCUGCGGCACUAGGUUCUCUAUGUUUCCCAACCGCCUCAGACGUGUGUCAUGAUGGCGAGCUUCUGGACGACAGCCUGCUCACACCACUAAGAACACUACCGAUCCCCGAGGGUCAGGUUCCGAGGCAACUGUCUUUCAUGCCCGGAAUCACUGACAGCAGCUCGAUGGACCUGUUGAGCCACUACCUAGGCGUGACAACAGUCAGCAUGGCCAACGGGUCGACGCCGGAUAACCCUUUCUGCGUACAGUUGAUCCCGCUGGCGUUUGGCAGCGACCUCGUGCUGCAGUUGCUCCUGACGCAGAGUGCCGUUCACAGAGCGUCCAAGUCUGUGUGCAGCAGAGACCGGGUCGCGGAUCAAUACUACGGCCGGUCGAUUCGUCUAUUCCAGCGAAGUCUCUCUAGCUUUAUUGGCGGGCAGCCGCUCGAGCAAAAGCUGACGAUGGGCAUUGGUGCCCUGAUCCUAUGCUUUAUCGAGACAGCGAAAGGAGACAUCAGUGGCGCCGUAUUUGAUCACCUCAUGGCAGCCCAGCCGCUCCUUCUUCCUUCGUUGACCCUCGACAGCCAACUACCCAAAGGCCUCAAGGAUUUCUUGACCGAAUAUUACGUCUACACGGCAACGCUGAGCAUGAUUUCUAUCGACGCUCGCAUAAGCGACCAGCUGUUUCUCAUUGGCGACCUGAUACCGCUGGCGAGGGAUCUAGUAGCGACAUCCUAUAUCGGAAGUAUGUGUGGCUGCUGGCUCGACCUACUGCUCCUGAUACCACCCAUUUUCGAACUCGCUCGCCAACUGUCGUCUCAUGCAGAAGACACGGAUUGGCGACCGUCGGCCAACGACUUCUUCGUCUUUGCUCAGCUCCAGAGGCAGAUUCAGGACUGGACACCGAAUCUAGCAGCCAGUUCUGAUGUUGUCGUCCUUGUCGGCUACAUAUAUCAAAAAGCAAUCCUGUUGUACUUGUAUACAGCGCUCUAUCCUCUUCCACGAGACGACGACAACGACCUUCAUAAUGAGAAUAAUGAACAUGAGGAUAAUUUAUCAGUAAAAAUGACCCAAGCGGCCCUUUCCGAAGCCCUUGCGAAUCUGGCACAGCUGCCUCCGAGCGUCCAGAUCAACACAAGCCUAUGCUGGCCCAUCGCUGUGGUCGGGUCAUGCGUGGUAGACCAGGAGCAGCGGAGUUUCCUCCGCGAGCGACUCGAGCACACGUUCUCUGUCAUUGGACUGGGCAACAUUCGUCAGACGUCGAGGCUGCUUCAGCACAUGUGGGAAGAACGUGAUGGAGGGGGAGGAACCGUUGGAUCGGGACCGUGGAGUAUAUGCCGCGUGAUGAACGAACGGCAGUUCUGGAUUUCCUUUGCUUGA
This is a messenger RNA of Colletotrichum paranaense, 1785 nucleotides long. RefSeq lists its product as uncharacterized. Gene Ontology annotation, molecular function: transcription cis-regulatory region binding; zinc ion binding; DNA-binding transcription factor activity, RNA polymerase II-specific. The record is from RefSeq and is a predicted model, not a curated record. The transcript has 2 exons. The coding region runs from base 1 to 1785 and encodes 594 amino acids. Lineage: Eukaryota; Fungi; Ascomycota; Sordariomycetes; Glomerellales; Glomerellaceae. Gene Ontology annotation, biological process: positive regulation of transcription by RNA polymerase II. Gene Ontology annotation, cellular component: nucleus.